This is a messenger RNA of Carassius auratus (goldfish), 3103 nucleotides long. It is a transcript of the gene rgs11, whose product is annotated as regulator of G protein signaling 11. The transcript is spliced from 17 exons. Gene Ontology annotation, biological process: G protein-coupled receptor signaling pathway; positive regulation of GTPase activity; intracellular signal transduction. Gene Ontology annotation, cellular component: plasma membrane; cytoplasm; neuron projection. Bases 51 to 1457 code for a protein of 468 amino acids. Gene Ontology annotation, molecular function: GTPase activator activity. The record is from RefSeq and is a predicted model, not a curated record. Lineage: Eukaryota; Metazoa; Chordata; Actinopteri; Cypriniformes; Cyprinidae.
CAUCCAGCUCUCUUCAACUUCACAUCCAGGACACACGAGCAGCUGUCAACAUGACCAUCAACACACUCAGUCAGGAUGGAGUGCAGCGCCAGCAAAUGCCCUGUCUGACUAAGAUGGAGCGAAUGAUCAUAUCCAUGCAGGACCCUGAUAUGGGCAUCAAGUUGCGCAAUCAGCGUCUCCUUAUUACGGUCAUACCACAUGCAAUGACUGGUGUAGACAUUGUUGAAUGGCUGAUAAAGAAGUUUUCUAUCUCCGAUGAAGAGGCAUUGCACGUUGGACAACUCUUUAUAAAGUAUGGAUACAUUUAUCCUUUAAAAGAGCCAAGAAAUCUUAUUCUGAAAGCUGACGAUUCAUCAUAUCGUUUUCAGACGCCGUAUUACUGGAUGUCGACCCGCUGGCCUGCUUCAGAACUGGACUAUGCAAUCUACUUGGCCAAGAAGAAUAUCCGAAAACAAGGAGAACUAAUUGAGUAUGAAAAGGAGUGCUAUAAUGCCUUACAUAAACGUAUCAACCACACCUGGGACUUUGUUGUGAUGCAGGCAAGAGAGCAGCUCAGGGCAUCAAAACAGCGUCGAAAAGCAGAUCGUAUCGUACUGGAGUGUCAGGAACAAGCUUACUGGCUAGUGAACAGACCUCCUCCCGGUACGCAGGACAGUAUAGAUCAUGGACCGGAAAGAAGAACCAUGAACACACGAGUGCAGCUGAAUGCAGAAUUCUACAAAAAAGAGAUUGAGCAUAACAGGAUAAGCCUGGCAAGGAAUCGUGUAAAGUCCUCCAUUUGCCUUGAGAGUUACGUUAAGUACUGUGAGCAGUACCAGCCCCAUGACCCCAUAAUGCAAGGAUGUCUUCCCAGCAACCCCUGGAUCACAGAUGAUAUCAUGUUUUGGAACAUGACCUCUGAAACAGUGGCUUUGCCGACGAAACUGCGUGUGGAGCGCUGGAGCUUUUGCUUCAUGGAGCUGCUCAACGACCCGAUGGGAAGAAAAGAGUUUCUCACGUAUUUGGAGAAAGAAUUCAGCGCGGAGAACCUGUGUUUCUGGCAGGCCUGUGAAGACGUUCGUCACGGAGAGACUGCAAAAAUUCCAGAGAAAGUGGAUGAGGUUUACAAGCAGUUCCUGGCUCCUGGUGCAAGUCGCUGGGUGAAUAUUGACAGCAAGACCAUGGAAAAGACCUUGGAAGGACUCAAGCGCCCUCAUCGUUUUGUCUUGGAUGAUGCUCAAAUGCACAUUUACUUUCUCAUGAAAAAGGAUUCAUACCCUCGUUAUCUCAAAUCUGAACUCUACAAGAACUUAUUAGCCAGAGCAAUAGUACCACAGGAAACCAAAAAAAGUGUUUUCCCGUUCAUGCGUCGUCAGCGUCACUCCAGCCCCUCGCCUGCCCUCGCCACCCAAACCGCAGAGGAUGAUGGGAAGGCAAAGAACUCCAACUCUAAUUCCGGAACAGCAUCCCGGCUUUAAACAUGCACACAAUAUUUACUGCUUUUUUUUAUUUUGUGCUGUUAUGUUACCUAACACAGCUGUAAGUGGCACCUGCAUUGCUUCUUGUUGUGCUCAUAACUAACAUAACAUUUGUCAUAACUAAAGUUCAUUAUAUAAUAAGAUUGCUAGAUUCCGGUUCACAUUUCUCUAUAUGAUAUUUAGAAAUACAGCUUAUCAUGCAUUUCACAGAUACUAUUUAUGGUGUAGCAAUAAUGCCGUAAGACAACAGAUAUAUUACCAACUUUCAGCUGUUCAACAAAUGUGUUUUCUUCAGUGUUUUAAGUGUAACUUGCUCUUUUCACACAUUUGUUAUGUUUUUAAUGUAUUUAUUUGAUAUAACGUUUUUCCUUUCUGCUAUAAAUGUACUAUUGUUACAGUUUAUUGACAUAUUUUAACAUCACAUGCUUCAGUGAAUACUUGAAUGGACAGAGUACAUCCGUCUAAGAACAUCCAAGAAACCAGUUUUAAAUAAUCAUUAAAUUAUUUAUUUCUCCAUUUAUUGGCAUAUAGAUCAUUUUCAGAAACAGAGGAGACAGAAAUCAAGAGCACAAAUAAAAACAAGAAUAAAGAAACAUAAUCUCUGUGACUGCACUGCUUCAUUCUCAACCCCAAACACAAGUGCAUAUAUGUGCAACUUACAAGGCCUACCAAUGGACACAAAGAAGAACAAGGAUCAUCAUAAGCAAUAUUAAAUCAAAACUAAAUCCCAUAAGAAAGAAGAAAAGGUUUUGGGAUUCGCAGAUCUACAAAUAAACUAUUAUAUUUCUUUUCAAUAUCAAUCCCGAUACUAAAUGAAUAUAAAACAUUGUAAAACAUCUGUAUAAUAUUCCAAUCCUAACCUCCUCUGGAAAACAAGAGAUGAAUCACGUUAAAUGGAAACCCGAGAUGCUGAUUUACAUACACUUGAUCUUUAAAGGACAGCUGCUAUGUAAAAUCUUAACUUAAAAGAACGUCCACAGAUGCCUCUUCAAGUUUAUACUGGCCUGAGGGUUCAGAAGUGCAGAAUUAUGCAUAUCUAUGUAAAGCCUUGAACAAUACAGAAGCUCAUCUUAAAUACAUCAUGUCAUCAUACGUCAGAUACUUAUUACACACACAUAUACACCUUUAACCUAGUAAGGAGACACAGCCGUUCAUACUGGCAUACAACCAUAAUUUCACAUACUGGUAACAUCAAACAAACACAAUUUAAAGCGAGUUUAAGAAGUUCUUCCCCUAGGAAACGGAAGAACAAAAUCUCAAGAAAAUUUCCAAGGCUUUCAGGGAGGAAGAAGGGAGGUCAUUUCUUAUACAUUCCUGACAGUGGUAUAAAUAAUAGUGUAAAACAAUUCUGGCUAUUAAUCGAGGAACUAUUGCACCUGUUCUCCAGUGUAUGCAAACAAUAGCUCAGAGACACAGACAACAGUACUCUCUGGUAAUCACAAUGCCCAACACGAUCCUCAACGUCAUAAGUAGGUCCAGAGAGAAUCUGCAAUUUCUUUAUUUUCUGUGCUGGUUUUGAAAAAAAAUCAUUUCUGCAGAAAAAAAUCCCAGUUCUGCGGGUGCAGAUUCAAUGAAGUGCUAUAAAAAUCAAUGGACAAAAGUGCUGAAUAGACCUUGAAAUCAGUAGUGUUUUUCUCAAAAGAGAU